Molecule: messenger RNA, 1707 nt
Organism: Pararge aegeria (speckled wood butterfly)
Lineage: Eukaryota; Metazoa; Arthropoda; Insecta; Lepidoptera; Nymphalidae
Gene: dy
Exons: 3
Coding region: 1-1707 (568 amino acids)
Source: RefSeq, a predicted model, not a curated record
AUGCGGCUGAAACGCGGUCUGGCUAUAGGCAUCCUUCUUGUAUUACAUACGAGCGGAACGUUGAGCGAUCAGACAUCUAACGAAAACGGUGGCGGUGGCGGGCCAAGCUCUGACUCGAACAGUGCAGCAGAGCCGUCUAGCGAUCAACUAGCGAUGGAGUCAUCGGAGAGAGAAACACCGAGCCAUGCUUACAACGGACCACCGCCUCCUGUCCCACCGCCUCAUAAUAGAAGACAGAAUCCUCAGCACCACCAGCCACACCAUCCAAUAGGUAUGCCUAGGAUUCCCAAUCAUCACCAAAUUCACUCGAAGCCAUUCGCUCUUGGACCGUCAGUUAAUCAUCACAAAAAUGAAAUUGGAACCGGAUUCCGUGGCCCACCACCUCCUCCCGCACCUCCCACUGAUGCGCAAACUUCAGCCAGUGAUAAGGUAUUCAGCACCACAGGAGAUGUUUGGCCAGCACCCGCUCCGGACAUGCCUAAGAUUCUAUCACUGGACGUCAAAUGCGAAAAGAAUGCAAUGAGAGUCUUUCUCAGUUUCGACAAACCAUUCUUUGGUAUAGUAUUUUCAAAAGGGCACUAUUCAAACCACCAAUGUGUCCAUCUUCCUCCUAAUCUAGGCAGAACAUCGUCUUCCUUCGAAAUCGGCGCACACGCAUGCGGUACAGCAGGAAGUGGAGACCCACGGUAUCGAGGAGACGUUGCCGCAGCUGGUACCUAUUUUGAAAACGUAAUAGUUAUACAAUAUGAUCCACAAGUACAAGAAGUAUGGGAUCAAGCACGAAAAUUACGUUGUACGUGGCACGAUCAAUAUGAAAAAGCAGUUACUUUCCGACCUUUCCCAGUAGAUAUGCUAGACGUCGUACGAGCCGAUUUUGCUGGUGACAAUGUCGGGUGCUGGAUGCAAAUACAGGUCGGAAAGGGACCAUGGGCAUCUGAAGUUUCGGGUCUUGUCAAGAUAGGACAAACUAUGACUAUGGUACUAGCAAUCAAAGAUGACGAUGCGAAAUUCGAUAUGUUAGUUCGUGACUGUGUAGCUCAUGAUGGUCAACGCGCUCCUAUACAAUUAGUCGAUAGGCGAGGCUGUGUUACUAGACCUAAACUUAUGUCAAGGUUUACGAAGAUCAAAAACUUUGGAGCUAGCGCAUCCGUUCUAUCAUACGCUCACUUCCAGGCAUUCAAAUUCCCUGAUUCUAUGGAAGUGCAUUUCCAAUGUACAAUCCAGAUUUGCAGAUAUCAUUGUCCCGAUCAGUGCUCUGAUGGUGGUCAUAAUGUAAUUGCUCCUCCUCAUGCUGAAUAUGGACCACCUCAGAUAGACUCAUAUCCAGUUGGUGUAGAAAUAAGGAGAGAUGAACGUAGAGUGAGAAGACAACGAAGGGCUACUUCACCGGAGAAAGAAGUUGGUGUAAACAGAGUUAUUCGAGUCGUUUCUGCUGGUGAUCUCAAUCUAGAUUCUUCAGAUGAAAAUAUGGCUCCAAGAAUUGUACCAACACCAGGUCUCGUUUGUAUGACAACCCCAGGAUUUGCUGCGACACUUGGAGCUCUCCUUAUCACAUUAAUAUGCUCGUCUGCAGUCUCUGCAGUAUUAUUUUUCAAACUACGUCCAAUGUCUAAGUUGAAGAAGAAAACCGCCGCUGUUUCAACGAUACCAAGGCCGCACCCGACGACAGGACCCCACGUAAUCUCAAAAAGUCGAUUUUACUCGUAA